GUGCAGUGGGGCCGGUGCUGCGGGGCUGCGCGCGCCAUGUCGGGGCGCUCGGUGCGGGCCGAGACCCGCAGCCGCGCCAAGGAUGACAUCAAGAAGGUGAUGGCAGCCAUCGAGCGCGUCCGCAGAUGGGAGAAGAAGUGGGUGACGGUGGGCGACACAUCCCUGCGGAUUUUCAAGUGGGUGCCAGUGGCGGACAGUAAGGAGAAAGAGAAAUCCAAAUCGAGUAGCAGCACAGCCCGAGAGCCCAAUGGCUUCCCAGCUGACACCUCUGCCAACUCCUCCCUCCUUCUGGAGUUCCAAGGUGCUGUUUCUGCAGAUGAGAACAGCAACCAGAGCUCACUGUCUGAUGUGUACCAGCUCAAGGUGGACAGCAGCCCCAACUCCAGCCCUAGUCCUCAGCAGAGCGAGUCCAUGAGUCCUGCCCACACGUCCGACUUCCGCACGGACGACUCGCAGCCUCCCACCCUGGGGCAGGAGACCCUGGAAGAGCCCUCCCUGCCUUCCUCAGAAGUGGCAGAUGAGCCUCCCACUCUCACAAAAGAAGAGCCGGUCCCCCUUGAGACUCAGGUAACUGAAGAGGAGGAGGACUCUGGUGCACCACCUCUGAAGAGAUUUUGUGCUGACCAGAACUCUGUGUGCCACACGGCCUCGGAGAGCUAACCUGCCUGGCCCGGCACCUUUGUCAGCCCCUUGCAGAGCCAUCUGGCCCCCCAGGACCAGCGCUUCCCUCCAGCCUGCCCCUUCCCCAGAGUCGGGGCUCCCACCACUCGCAUCAAGUGCACCCUUCCCUGCCCUGCCCUGCCCUGCCCUGCCCUGCCCGAGGGAUGGGGCUGCUGCCAGUACCUGCAAAUUUGCCUCUAUUUAUUGGCUCCCUCUCUCCCUGCUCCCUGCCCUAGAGCUGGGGGUCUCCACUGGGUGGGCUGCAUGUGUGGGCGGGUUCUCCAUGGGGCUCCCUGCUCUCCAUGGUCCCCAGGACGCUGGCAGAUGCUCUUUGCCUGCUCGUGGCUCCCCUGCCUGCCCUUCCCCUGGGUGCUGGCAACAAGAGAGCCACCUUCCACUUGCUCCGGGUGAUGUGUCCACUCGGCUGUGGGAGCAGGUGGUUGUGGGGAGCAGUGAGGGGAGGCCGGCAGGGACCCACUGGGACGCUGUGCAAUAAGCUGCUAGUUUAAGCCAUUCAUACUGGGAGAGAGGGGAGCACUUUCCCCUCCCAGAGGGCAGGUACUUACCGGCCUCAGCUCUGCCGUGGGGCACAACUCCAGCCGGGUGGAAUUUGUGGUCCCUCUGAAGCCGGCAGAACAUGGGGAGCCGCUGCCCUGUGCUGGGGGCCCUUGCCCCGGCCUAGGUACCCGCUAUCCCCGGGAUGGGGAAGGAAGCGGCAGGGUGCUGGAGCCCCCGGGAAGCUCUCGGCCUUGGGGCUCUGCCGCCCCCCAAUACCCGCUGCCCUCCCCAGCCCCACUCUCCCCCCGCUGCCACUGCAUGUCCCGCCGAUUCCGUGAUCGAGCCUGGUGAAGCUGGAGGCGCGGCCGCGCGUGGAAGUGGAAAGUUAUUUUAGCACUGAAUAGAAUAUUUUUAAAAUUAAACUGUUUGAAAUACA
Molecule: messenger RNA, 1594 nt
Organism: Sturnus vulgaris (Common starling)
Lineage: Eukaryota; Metazoa; Chordata; Aves; Passeriformes; Sturnidae
Source: RefSeq, a predicted model, not a curated record